ACCAAAACACGGGGCUAGCAUGAAACCUCACAUCACUCCAACACCACCGGCAUUAUUAUUACGUGUAGCAUGUUAACUAGCAGGUGAAUAACCGGGACACUAAUGGUAGCUAUCUAACACAACACCAUGAAUUUAAGGGGACUCUUUCAGGACUUCAAUCCCAGUAAGUUCCUGAUCUACUCGUGCCUGCUGCUGUUCUCCGUGUUGCUGUCACUGAGGCUGGAUGGAGUCAUCCAGUGGAGCUACUGGGCCGUGUUCACCCCAAUAUGGCUGUGGAAACUCUUGGUCAUCAUCGGGGCCUCUGUGGGAACUGGAGUCUGGGCACACAACCCCCAGUACAGGGCCGAAGGGGAGACAUGUGUGGAGUUCAAGGCCAUGCUGAUCGCGGUUGGGCUCCACGUCCUGCUGCUGAUGUUCGAGGUGUUGGUGUGCGACCGAGUGGCGAGGGGAAACUACUUCUGGCUCCUCGUCUUCAUGCCUCUCUUCUUCGUGUCGCCCGUCUCUGUAGCAGCGUGCGUCUGGGGCUUCAGACACGACCGCUCCCUCGAGCUGGAGGUGUUGUGCUCAGUAAACAUCCUCCAGUUCAUCUUCAUCGCUCUGAGGCUCGACAGGAUCAUCAACUGGCCCUGGCUGGUGGUGUGUGUCCCACUCUGGAUCCUGAUGUCCUUCCUGUGCCUUGUCGUCCUCUACUACAUCAUCUGGUCGGUCCUCUUCCUCCGCUCCAUCGACAUCAUCGCCGAGCAACGGCGGACUCACAUCACCAUGGCGAUCAGCUGGAUGACCAUCGUGGUGCCCCUCCUCACCUUCGAGAUCCUUCUGGUGCACAAACUCGACGGCCACAACAGUCUGAGCUACGUGUGUGUGUUCGUGCCUCUGUGGCUCUCGCUGCUCACGCUCAUGGCUACAACGUUUGGUCAGAAAGGAGGAAACCACUGGUGGUUCGGCAUCCGUAAGGACUUCUGCCACUUCCUUUUGGAGCUCCUCCCCUUCCUGCGCGAGUACGGCAACGUCUCCUACGACCUCCAACGCAGCGACGACCCCGAGGCUGCCGAGGACCUACCCGUCCCCGAGCCGCCCCCGAAAAUCGCCCCCAUGUUCCACAAGAAGACGGGCGUGGUGAUCACGCAGAGCCCCGGGAAAUACUUCGUCCCGCCGCCAAAACUCUGCAUCGACAUGCCCGACUAACCGCCGCCGACACACGCUGCUGCUGUUCCUGAGUCAGGAAGCCAAAAAAAAAAGAAAAACAGCAGAGGACGUUUUGAGGGUUUUAUUGUUUUUAAAACCUGCUGUCCUGUGAAGGAUUUUGGGGGGUCGCCUCAUCUGGACUCUGCAUCAGCCAGAGGUGACAAAUUAGAGCCAAUGUGAUGACAGAUGACCUCCUCCUCCUCCUCCUCUUCCUCCCCCCUUCCCUAAAUCUAUCAAACUUUAGCAGACUUUGUUGUGUCACCUGCCUACUCCAAAUUUUAUCCCUUUUUUUGGGGGGAGGGGGGGGGUUAAAAAAAAAACUGACCACAAAUCGUCUCAUGAUAAACAUUUGAGUCGACACGACUGACAAGAGCUGGAUCUUGCUCUGGACUUUUAAAAUAUCUUGACUCUGUAAGACAGCAGGUAGAUCUCUGCUUUAGGUUCAAACGAGCGUCCAUCAGAAAAAAAAGAAAAAAAAGAGUGACGCCCGUCCUUUUUCUUCGUGUUGGGGGACCAUCGGAGAAACCUCUCUAGCUUGAAUUCAGGAUCGGUGUAACCCUGUUGCUCCUGUUCUCACUCUGGACCACGCAGGUGGAGAAAGACGAGGGUGUGUGUGCGUGUACGCGCACGGUUUAAAGGAAAAGUUUGGAUUUUUCCUCGUCUUUGUACAACACUCAUUUAAGCCUAUGUGUACUUUAAGCUACUGGUCUCUGUUUUCCUUCCUCUUCUAUAUAUCGGCCGUGAAGCGAUGACACUUCCCCCCCCUCUGUCCUCCCUUUCUUUCACCUCCUCUUAUAUUGGAGCUGGUUUAAAGGAGGAAUCAUCAAAAAAAAGGCCUUGAGGAACAAUUACAGCCACCAGUAACAGCUGUAAAUGUACAAUCGGCAUCGGAGUAUUGUUUUUUUUUAAACACUUGAAAAAAUCUUCACCUGUCCUUUAAAAAAAACAGAAUAAUGGAAAUGGCACUUUGUUAACUUCUUCCAAGAGUAGUCCUGUCUUUUUUUUCUUUUUUUUUGUAUUACUGAUCAUUAUUAUUAUUAUUAUUAUUAUUUUGUAAAUAACAGAAGUUAGGGACCAGAGUGGAGAUGGCAGGAUUUAAAAAAAAAAAAAGGUAAGAGGCAGACCUGGAAAAAAACAAGCAGUUAAAACAACAAACAAAAAAAAGUAAUUGCAAUCAUUCUGUCCCGUUUUAAGGGUUAGGAUUAGUGCAAGUGAUCUACAAUCAUUAUAUAACAUCAAUACAUCAUUAAACAAAGUUUGUAAAACACAAUAGAGUCCUUUUUUAAUUGGCUUUUUUUUUCUUUCCUCCUUUUCUUUUUAUCUGAACUUCCU
Molecule: messenger RNA, 2517 nt
Organism: Scomber japonicus (chub mackerel)
Lineage: Eukaryota; Metazoa; Chordata; Actinopteri; Scombriformes; Scombridae
Gene: tmem185a
Product: transmembrane protein 185
Exons: 7
Coding region: 127-1185 (352 amino acids)
Source: RefSeq, a predicted model, not a curated record